Acanthaster planci (crown-of-thorns starfish) is the source of this 773-nucleotide messenger RNA. Its product is annotated as SID1 transmembrane family member 1-like. Lineage: Eukaryota; Metazoa; Echinodermata; Asteroidea; Valvatida; Acanthasteridae. Gene Ontology annotation, molecular function: double-stranded RNA binding; RNA transmembrane transporter activity. Gene Ontology annotation, biological process: RNA transport. Gene Ontology annotation, cellular component: lysosome; plasma membrane. The record is from RefSeq and is a predicted model, not a curated record.
CCACUACGACAUGUACAGUAUUGUGAUUAUACCUCGGGCGCGGGGCGGGCUGCUCAUCGUAUCGUACAAUGCACCUACGGCCAUGACAGCAUAACCGGUCUGCGUGAAUUUUCAUUUAAAACCUUCCCUCGUUAUCUGUCGGUCUGAAGCAAGGGUAUUAUUCUUCAGACUUCAGUGUGGGGCUUAAAUUUCUCUCCCGUUCAAGUUACAAGGAAUCGAAAUGAGAACGUUCGAGAGGAAAAGAUAUAGGCCAUGGCUUCCGUACUGUUGCAGGUCGAGGCCUUGUUUCAUGUUCCUCUUUGUUAUGCUCGUCCUGACGUGCAGUGUUCCCACAUCUAGUCAAACUUACAUGUACAAUGGUACAGUGAGUGAAGGAGAGGGUGUGUUCAAACUGGAAGUACCUAUACCUCCCCAUAAUGCGAGACAAGGCUGGGCAGAUAUUGCCGUACACGUACGAACCAGAGGUUGAAAGCGACAAUGACGAGCAUGAAAUUGCUGGUGUGGACUAUGAUGAUGAAGGACGGCUCAACAACAUCAGCUGGUGUUCCUGCGGAGAGUAUCAAAUUAUGCCAGCUGUUCGAGAAUCCUUGUGCUGUAAGGAGAUCAACCAGGUUGGUCAGAAAAUGGAUAACAUUGAAGCGGAUCUUAAUUGCAUCACAGAACAUCCAGGAUUCUACUCUGUUUGUCUAGAUCAGUGGGUAUUGGAAACUGUGUACUUCCAGUAUCGCCAGCAGUAUGGCCAAGGACGACACAAUGCAACUGAAAACCAGUGA